This is a messenger RNA of Oncorhynchus keta (chum salmon), 3957 nucleotides long. Its product is annotated as double-strand-break repair protein rad21 homolog A-like. NCBI's taxonomy places the organism in Eukaryota, Metazoa, Chordata, Actinopteri, Salmoniformes, Salmonidae. The transcript has 14 exons. The record is from RefSeq and is a predicted model, not a curated record. Gene Ontology annotation, molecular function: chromatin binding; protein binding. The coding region runs from base 203 to 2107 and encodes 634 amino acids. Gene Ontology annotation, biological process: mitotic sister chromatid cohesion; synaptonemal complex assembly; replication-born double-strand break repair via sister chromatid exchange. Gene Ontology annotation, cellular component: synaptonemal complex; cohesin complex.
GCUUCUCCGUGCAAGAGACCAAAAAUGGUUGCUGCCAUCUUGUUUGUUUUCAGUGGGAGGAGGAAGAGGAGGGGUGGAAAAAGUAAACUACAGUACAGCCGCCCCGAAAAAUUAGAGCGUAAUUGCAGUCUCUAACCUUUGUCCCUGCAAGUCGGUGGUCCCCGUCCCCUCCUCCCCCCUUGGGUGAGAAGGUGCUGGGUCAAUGUUUUACGCCCACUUUGUACUCAGCAAGCGUGGGCCGCUGGCCAAGAUCUGGCUAGCGGCCCACUGGGAUAAGAAGCUCACCAAGGCUCAUGUGUUUGAAUGCAACCUGGAGAGCAGUGUGGAGAGCAUCAUCUGCCCUAAGGUGAAAAUGGCCCUGCGUACAUCAGGUCAUCUGCUCCUGGGGGUGGUGAGGAUCUACAACAGGAAAGCCAAGUACUUGUUGGCUGACUGUAACGAGGCUUUCAUCAAGAUCAAGAUGGCCUUCAGACCAGGUGUGGUGGAUCUGCCAGAGGAGAACAGAGAAGCUGCCUACAACGCCAUCACCAUGCCAGAAGAGUUCCACGACUUCGACCAGCCACUACCAGACCUAGAUGACAUCGACGUAACCAAGCAGUUCACAUUGAACCAGAGUCGAGUGGAAGAGAUCACCAUGAGGGAGGAGGUGGGCAACCUGAACCUGCUGCAGGAGAUUGACUUCGCUGACUUUGGGAUGGAUGACCGGGAGAUGAUGCGGGAAGAGAGUGCCUUCGAGGUGGACAUCAUCCAUGGUGCAUCAGCCUCCAACCUGCUCCUAGACCCAGAGACCUCUCAGGCCCAGAUCACAGACAAGUCCAACCACCUGGAGUAUGACGACCAGUACAAAGAUGACUUCGGAGAGAUCCCCAUGGCUGACAGCGAAGGAGGCAUGCUGGUUGACAAGCUCCUAAGUAACAAGGAUGGGGGUGGCAUUUUCGAUGACCCUCCCGCCAUCACGGAGAGCGUGCUGAGGCUGCAGGAACACGAUGUCGAAGAUGACUUUGAUGCCCUCUCACCGGGAGGUCCAGACAGCCCAGACUCAGGCCCAGCAGAGCCCCUGCCCGCCAUGCAGGACCAGACAGAGCAGACCACGCUGGUACACAACGAGGAGGAGGCUUUUGCCCUGGAGCCUAUCGACAUCACAGUCAAGGAAACCAAAGCCAAGAGGAAGAGGAAGCUGAUUGUGGACAACCUGAAGGAGCUGGAUAGCAAGACCAUCCGUGCCCAGCUCAGCGACUACUCUGACAUCGUCACCACGCUGGACCUUGCGCCACCCACCAAGAAGCUGAUGAUGUGGAAAGAGACGGGAGGCGUGGAUAAGCUCUUCUCUCUGCCAGCACAGCCCCUCUGGAACAGCAGGCUUCUUAAGAUGUUUACCCGCACCCUGACCCCCCUGGUUCCAGAUGAGAUGAGGAAGAGGCGGAAGGGAGGUGAGGCAGACAGCCUGGAUGAGUUCUUGAAGGACCUGGAGAACCCUGAGGUGCCCAGAGAGGAGGUCAUGCAGAGGGACAUCAUCGACCAGACCAUCCUGGAGGAGCCCAGUGUAUUGCAGGCAUCGGCCAUGGAGGGCAGCAGGACCACCCUGGACGAGUCAGUCAUGCCCCCACCCUCCUCCAUGCACGGCCAGAAACGCAAGGCCCAGGACACAGAGCCAGCAUUGCCCAUGGGUACUCUGGAACAGGCUGCCAACCAUUCAGGUGUGUCCCAGCAAUUGGACAUAACGGUGGAGCUGCCCCCUGAGGACAGCACCAACCUCAGCCAGUUCCCCGAGCUGGACCUGAUAGAGGAGAAAAAGGACAAGAAGGAAGGAGAGGACGACUCAGACGAGGAGGAUGAGGAAGGUCAGGCCGGAGAACAGGCCCGAGAGGAGAGGAGGUGGAACAAGAGAACCCAGCAGAUGCUCCACGGCCUACAGAGGGUGAUGGCCAAGACGGGGGCCCAGCAAAUUAGCCUGCUGGAUCUGUGCAGGAACAACAACAAGAAGCAGGCUGCCGCCAAGUUCUACAGCUUCUUGGUUCUAAAGAAGCAGCAGGCGGUGGAGCUCAACCAGACAGAGCACUACAGCGACAUCAUCGCCACCCCUGGAGCCCGCUUCCACCUAAUCUAGACUCGACACUGGCUGCUUUUACUCUAAACCUGUUGUUUUGUAUAGAAUGUUAUUUAGUUCUCUAACACUGUGCAUAUACAUUUUUGUUUUUAUACCGACGCUGAACAAAAAUAUAAAUACAACCGGCAACAUUUUAAAAUCUAUGGAUUUCACACGACUGAGCAGGGGCACUGGGCCUGAGAGGGCAUAGGCCUACCCACUGGGGAGCCACGUCCAGCCAAUUAGUUUUUCCCCACAAAAGGGCUUCAUUAUAGACACAAAUACUUCUCAGCACAUCCCCCCCCACCCGCAGGUGAAGAAGCCUGGGCUGGUGUGGCUCCACCUGGUCUGUGGUUGUGAGGCCGGUUGGAAGUACUGCCAAAUUCUCUGAAAUGACGAUGUGCAUAAAACGACUUAUGGUAGAAAAAAUGGCAACAGCUUUGGUGGACAUUCCUGCAGUCAACAUGCCAAUUGCACGCUCCCUCAAAACUUCAGACAUUGUGUUAUGUGACAAAACUGCACAUUUUAGUGGGCUUUUAUUGUCCCCAGCACACAGUGGACAUGUGUAAUGAUCAUGCUGUUUAAUCAGUUUCUUGAUAUGCCAUGCCUGCCAGGUAGAAAUUCUCACCAACAGCGAUGUAAACAAAUUUGUGCCCAAAAUUGGAGAAAUAUGUCUGGGAACUCUUUCAGCUCGUGAAACAUGGGACCAACAUUUUACAUGUUGUGUUUAUAUUUUUUGUUCAGUAUGUGCUUUUUUGUCUUGAGAUGUUUUUUUUUUUUUUUUAUUGAAAGAACAAGCGGCGGUUGGUGGGGGAAGUCACGAUUGGUGGGAUUAUUGUAUGCCUCCUGUCUUUGGCUUUUGUUAUCCAAUGAAAGCUCUAUGUUUUGAUAUCAUGUGUUGCAUUCAGAGGUUCCAUUUCCCUCCCAUAAAAAAAAGUUAUCAUGUUUUAAACCCUUUAGCUAAAAGAAGCGUGUAGUACUGGGCAAGUUUCUGAAACACACCAGCAAUCUUAUCUUGAAGACCAACAGUAGCUUAGUAGUUUCAAGCAUUCCAAUGGGUUUGUUUUUCAAUUGUGUUUACAAGUGCUUGUGUUUCUUGACUGUACUUUAUAUUUUCAAAUGUCUGACAUUUAAAAUGUCUCUGUUGUGGUGAUUUGAGGAUCAUGUAGAUUUUUAAAAUAACUACUCUUUAUUGCAUGCUCCAUUUUUAAAUAUACUUUAUUCCAAUUAAUUGCUCCUGAAAUUGUAUUUCUUGAAUAAUUACCUUUGUUUUAAGUCACAUACUGUGACAAUGAAAAUACUCGUUUCAACUAUCUAAUGCAGAUGUUAAUGGUUUGGUCAGAAUUAGACUUAAAUGCUGCAUCUUUCAUCACUCUAACUUUCAAGACAACUCAGCCCAGUGGGUGUCAGGAAACUACAUUUAAUUCAAAUUUGAUGCAGCUGAAUGUCAAGAAAUCUCUAUAUAGAAAACUUUAAUUUGGUAUUCAUUAAUUAAAACAGUUUUGAUGGAAACUUGCAUAGGUGUUUAGACUCGUUGCGACAGUCAUUCUUGAAUACGCUAUUGCUCGUCUUAUCAUGGUUCAUAGCUGCAGAGGACAAGUAGUUCUGACCAUCCUUUACAAUGAAUGCAUUGUUUUGAUAUCCAUGGACUCCCUCUGAAAUUGUAUAUGAUGUAAUGUUUCAGUGCAUCCCCUUUUAAACUAUGUGCCAGUAAACUUGCAUUUUCCUUUUUGUAUAAAACCCAAAAUUAUAUAUUGUAGAUACUGUUGCUAAAAUGUGUUCUAAAUCAGAUAUUUGAUGCCAUGCUUGUAGUCCUGAGCCCCAGCAUCUGAUGUACGUUUUCUAAUAAAAUGAAUACUGGUUCAUGUCAA